UACAUUACCCACAAUGCCUCAGGGCUAUUAGGCGCAAACAAGUCUCGGCUCAAGAAGCAGGAGAAGAAUAUGUCAACAAUUCCUUUUUUUCCCCCCAGUCUGACGAGUUACUAAAUUUUCUUGGUAAAAUUCGCUAAUAAGUUGGUGAAGAUGAGUUACCAGGUUUUGUCGUAUGAGGGUUUGGUGCACGCUCUGUCCGGAGCAAUGGGAAGUGUAACUGCCAUGACAGUAUUUUACCCCCUCGAUACUGCAAGGCUGAGGCUUCAAGUGGACGAGAAGAGGAGGGCACAAUCAACUCCAGCAAUACUAGCAGAAAUAAUCAAGGAGGAAGGACUACUGGCUCCAUACAGAGGAUGGUUCCCAGUCAUCUGCAGCCUGUGCUGCUCCAACUUUGUCUACUUCUACUGCUUCCACAGUUUGAAGGCCAGCUGGCUGAAGGAGCAUCAGUCGGCACCUCGCACUGACUUGCUGCUUGGCAUAGUUGCAGGUGUUGUGAAUGUACUAGUGACUACACCGCUGUGGGUCGUCAACACCCGACUGAAGCUUCAGGGCUCCAAAUUCCACAAUGCAGAUAUACAGCCCACCAACUACUGUGGCAUUAUGGAUGCUUUUGUGCAGAUCAUCCAAGACGAGGGUGUGGGAGCGCUGUGGAACGGCACCUUCCCUUCCCUGCUGCUGGUCCUGAACCCUGCCAUCCAGUUCAUGAUCUAUGAAGGUCUGAAGAGGCAACUGAGGAGAGGAGUUCUCAGGGAGCUGUCAUCUUUUGAGGUUUUCGUGAUUGGCGCAGUUGCAAAAGCGGUUGCCACCACCGUGACCUACCCCCUGCAGACUGUGCAGUCCAUUCUCAGGUUUGGUCAGUUCAACAAGUCGACAAAGUCUACGCUGCUGUCCAGUCUAAUGACCGUCAAGUGUCUGCUAGUCAACAGAGUGAGGAAAUUUGGUCUCUUGGGUCUGUUUAAAGGCCUGGAGGCCAAGCUGCUGCAGACAGUGCUGACUGCCGCCCUCAUGUUCCUUCUAUAUGAGAAGAUUGCCAGCUGCACCUUCAGAGUCAUGGGACUGAGCAACCAGCACAAAAAACGCUAGCUAGCUAGCGAGCCGUGGACCGUACUUGUUCACUGACAGAUGGUGACCAUCCAGAGAGGUAAAUACAACCCCUUCAAUAAAGCUCCUCUUUUAAUCAA
Nerophis lumbriciformis (worm pipefish) is the source of this 1181-nucleotide messenger RNA. It is a transcript of the gene slc25a17, whose product is annotated as solute carrier family 25 member 17. The record is from RefSeq and is a predicted model, not a curated record. Gene Ontology annotation, biological process: transmembrane transport. Gene Ontology annotation, molecular function: ADP transmembrane transporter activity; NAD transmembrane transporter activity; ATP transmembrane transporter activity. Gene Ontology annotation, cellular component: peroxisomal membrane. NCBI's taxonomy places the organism in Eukaryota, Metazoa, Chordata, Actinopteri, Syngnathiformes, Syngnathidae.